Messenger RNA from Bacillus rossius redtenbacheri, 645 nucleotides. RefSeq lists its product as uncharacterized. The transcript is spliced from 3 exons. The coding region runs from base 1 to 645 and encodes 214 amino acids. The record is from RefSeq and is a predicted model, not a curated record. Lineage: Eukaryota; Metazoa; Arthropoda; Insecta; Phasmatodea; Bacillidae.
AUGAAUACCGAGGCCGACCUAGAGCGGCGUGUCCUCACGGCCCAGCGCCGCUCGCCGGACGCCGACCGGCGCCGCGAGACAGCGCACGGAGGAGACCACCCCGCCUGGCAGUUCCGGGGCGACCGGCGAGAGGAAGCCGAGGACACCGCUCCAGACGAGCCCGAGUACCUCAGCGAUGGGGAACUGGACGCGGACGCACCCCACGACCCCGGCGAGGCACCCUGUCCCGCAGAAACUGCGCCACGAGGGGAGGCCCCCGAGAGCGAGCCGCCCCCGCAGCAUGAGGAACCUACGGAGACUCACACCACGCCGCACCAGUGGAGAAGGGGCCGGCCCCGCCACGCCAGGUGCCGGGUGACAGAAGUCGCGGCGGACGACUCCGACGACCCCGCCAGAGCGACCCCUGACCCCGAACCCAUCAUAUCCGACCCAGACGAGGACGAAGAGGAAUCGCCCCCGAGCCCGACCAGAGGUGGUUGGGGGCACGCGGCCUACCCUUGCCGACGCAACUUUCCGCAUCACAAUCACACAACCGCGCGAGGAGGGGGCUGGACGUCCCCGUCGGACACGACGCAGACCCGCGAGGCUGCGGGAGUUCGUACUGAACAACACCCCGGGGCAGAGCUCACCCAGCCGAGGCGCUGA